AUGGGCUACGGCGCCACCGACUCGGCCGAGCGGUCGCAGCCUCGCAGCGACGACGACGACGGCAGCAUCGACUUCGGCGGUGACGAUGCCGCCAUUGUCCCCAAGGGUACCCUGGAUCCUGUCUAUGAAGUCAAAGCUCGGCUUCUGAAUCGCGCUAUCCGUGAUAUUGGCAUGGGGAGGUACCAAUGGCAGCUUUUCAUCGUCGUCGGCUUCGGCUGGGCAAGCGACAACCUGUGGCCCAUCGUCACCUCGCUCAUCCUCCCCGCCAUUGCCAACGAGUUCAACGUGUCGCGGCCGCCGCUCUUCACUCUUGCGCAAAACAUCGGUCUCCUUGCCGGGGCGAUAUUUUGGGGGUUUGGAUGUGACAUCUUCGGCCGCAAAUGGGGUUUCAAUCUUACUCUUGGCCUGACGGCGGUUUGGGGACUGACCGCGGCCAGCGCUCCCAAUUUCGCUGCCGCCGGCGUUUUCGCUGCGCUGUGGUCGUUUGGUGUUGGUGGCAAUCUGCCCGUUGACUCGGCCAUCUUCUUGGAGUUCCUCCCCCAGUCACACCAGUAUCUGCUCACCAUCCUGUCAUUGGACUGGGCGCUCGCCCAGGUAAUUGCCAACCUGGUGGCCUGGCCGCUGCUUGGCAACAUGACGUGCGACGAGAAGGAAAAGCCGUGUCUUCGCAGUCGCAACAUGGGCUGGCGCUACUUUGUCAUUUGCAUGGGCGGGCUGACCCUGCUCAUGUUCCUCGCCCGAUUUGUACUCUUUACAAUCCACGAAUCGCCAAAGUAUUUGAUCGGCAAGGGACGGGACGAUGAAGCCGUUCGUGUCAUCAACGAGGUGGCUAAGCGAAACGGAAAAGCCGUCACUCUGACCAUUGAAGACCUCAAGGCGUGCGAACCCGAAGGAUAUGUCGCCCGCACAGACGCGGCCGCGGCAGUCAAACGGCACCUGGAAAAGGUCGAUGCCAAAAAGGUCAAGGUGCUUUUCGCCACGACGCGAAUGGCUCUCAGCACCAGUGUCAUGAUGGCCAUUUGGGCGCUGAUUGGACUGGCGUAUCCUCUGUACAACGCCUUCCUACCUUAUAUCCAGGCCAGCAAAGGCACGCAGUUUGACGACGGCAGCACGUACAUCACCUAUCGGAACAGUCUCAUCAUUUCCACCCUCGGUGUCCCCGGGGCGCUUAUCGGGGGCGUGCUCGUGGAACUGCCCCGGGUCGGACGAAAGGGCACGCUCUCCGUCUUCACGGCGCUCACCGGCGUCUUUUUGUAUUGCUCCACGACAGCGCUGAGCAGCACCUCUCUUCUCGGCUGGAACUGUGCGUUCAACUUUUGCAGCAACGUCAUGUACGCGGUACUCUACGGAUAUACACCCGAAGUCUUCCCUACCCCCCAACGGGGAACCGGCAAUGCUUUGACGGCCACGUGCAACCGAGUGUUUGGCAUCAUGGCGCCCAUCGUUGCCAUGUUUGCCAAUCUUCAGACCGCAGCCCCGGUGUACACAAGCGGCGCAUUGUUUAUCGCUGCAGGCGUGCUGGUCUUGCUAUUGCCAUUUGAGUCAAGAGGGAAAGCGGCGCUUUGA
Metarhizium album ARSEF 1941 is the source of this 1566-nucleotide messenger RNA. Its product is annotated as membrane transporter. Gene Ontology annotation, biological process: transmembrane transport. Gene Ontology annotation, cellular component: membrane. NCBI's taxonomy places the organism in Eukaryota, Fungi, Ascomycota, Sordariomycetes, Hypocreales, Clavicipitaceae. The record is from RefSeq and is a predicted model, not a curated record. Bases 1 to 1566 code for a protein of 521 amino acids. The transcript has 3 exons. Gene Ontology annotation, molecular function: transmembrane transporter activity.